Sinocyclocheilus grahami is the source of this 1557-nucleotide messenger RNA. It is a transcript of the gene mep1bb, whose product is annotated as meprin A subunit beta b. The transcript is spliced from 7 exons. The record is from RefSeq and is a predicted model, not a curated record. The coding region runs from base 1 to 1512 and encodes 503 amino acids. Gene Ontology annotation, biological process: proteolysis. Gene Ontology annotation, cellular component: membrane. Gene Ontology annotation, molecular function: protein binding; zinc ion binding; metalloendopeptidase activity. NCBI's taxonomy places the organism in Eukaryota, Metazoa, Chordata, Actinopteri, Cypriniformes, Cyprinidae.
AUGACCUGCUUCUCAUCAGUGGGGAACCGGCGUGUUGGCAAACAGCGGCUGUCCAUCGGCAGUGGAUGUGAUCGUAUCGCAACCAUCGAGCAUGAGUUUCUCCACGCGUUAGGCUUCUGGCACGAGCAGUCACGCUCCGACCGGGACGACUACGUCUCCAUCAUCUGGGACCGCAUUACUGAAGGCAAGGAGCAUAACUUCAACAAAUACAACGACAGCACAUCCAGUGCCCUGAACGUUCCCUACGACUACGGAUCCAUGAUGCAUUACAGCAAGAAAGCCUUUCAGAACGGCUCCGAGCCCACCAUCGUCACCAGGAUCCCGGCCUUCAGCGACGUGAUCGGCCAGCGCAUGGAGUUCAGCGACAGCGACCUGCUCAAACUCAACCGACUCUACAACUGCUCCAGCUCCUCCACAUUUCUGGACUCCUGUGACUUUGAGUCGGAGAACAUCUGUGGAAUGAUCCAAAGCCGUGAAAAUGAAGAUAAUGCAAACUGGCAGCGUGUUUCCAGAGCCGCAGGUGGACCAGACACAGACUACACCAACAUGGGACGCUGUGACGGAAAGGGUUACUUCAUGCACUUCAGCACUGCGAGCGGGCCGGAGGGGAACAGGGCUCUGCUGGAGAGCAGGGUUCUUUAUCCCAGACGGGGAUUCCAGUGUCUGCAGUUCUUCCUCUAUAACAGCGGCCACGCUAAUGACCGGCUGAGGAUCUGGGUGCGAGAGUACGACACGGCAAACCCCGACGGGACCCUGCGGCUCAUUCACGAGGUUAAAGCUUCUCCUGGUGACCAGUGGCAGCUCCAUCACGUCAGCCUGAACGUCUCCAGAAAGUUCCGAGUGGUUUUUGAAGGAAUCAAAGGGAGCGGGAACGCCGGCGGACUCUCACUGGACGACAUCAACGUCUCAGAGACCAGCUGUCCUGAACACGUGUGGAGGAUCGAGGACUUCAGGAGCGUCCUGGAGAACACGCCGAUGGACGCCGCCAUUUACAGCCCACGCUUCACGUCUAGAGACGGCUACAGCUUCCAGAUGGGCCUGUAUCCCAACGGAACAGCCGGAUCCCCGGGAGAGCUGGGAGCGUAUGCGCACCUGACAUCCGGAGCGGCGGAGGACGGUGUGGUCUGGCCCGCGCGCUGGAAGCAGAUGACCAUGAUGCUGAUGGACCAGAACGCAGACAUUCGCAGACGCAUGAACAACCAGAGGAGCGUCACCACAGACCCCAGCAUGACUGUGGAAGGUGAGCUGAAGCAUGUGUGUGUGUGUGUGUGUGUGUGUGUGUGUGUGUGCAGGUGUGUGGUGGGACAGGACUGGUGGCAUUACGGCGACAGGUGCCAGUUUAAGAGCUCUGCUCAGAGCAGCGUGCUGACGGCGGUGCUGGCGUCUGUGGCUGUGUUUGUGCUCAUGCUGAUGGUGACGGUGGUCAGUGUGGUCUGUGUGAAGAAGCAGCAGAGGAAAGUGCAGCGUGAAGGAGAGGGAAUCACCAUGAAUAACAUGCACUCGUUCGCAUGAAGAUCUGAACUUUCCUCUAAUGUACAUUAUGACUAAUUAAAAACA